CCCGGGCCUGGAAUCGGGCCCGGGGUAUGGGGUCUCCGGCGCUGCUCUGGGAGCGACGAUUUCCCGGUGCCGCUGCACUGGCGAGGUUGGGCGGGGGCGGUGCGGCUGUCUUCCGUCCUUCGUCUCUCCGGAAGCGAGGCUACUGCUGCUUCCUGGAAGGUCUCUCCCACCCCCUCCCUCGUCGCUCUCAGCUUUCUCUUCCAGUCUUGUGGGGCUACAUCCUCUUGUUUUGUCGGAGCUGCGAGCAGCUCUGGAGUUCGGCCGCUCCUGCUUUCACUGGCCUGGGGGCAGCUGCGGCUGUCCUCUGGAUUGGAGUCGACGUCCCGCGCCCUCUGGCUGCCGAGUGCCCUGAGCUGUCCACAGGGGACAAUACAUCUCUUUCGAAAAUCACAAAGAUCUUUUGUUGGAAAGUUAUCACAGGAAUUUAAAUUGGUAGCAGCAGACCGAAGGUCCUGGAAGAUCUUGCUUUUUGGUGCUAUAAACUUAUUGUGUACUGGAUUCCUGCUUAUGUGGUGCAGUUCUACUAACAGUAUAGCUUUAACUGCCUAUACGUAUCUGACAAUCUUUGAUCUUUUCAGUUUAAUGACAUGUCUGAUAAGCUACUGGGUGAUGGUGAGGAAACCAAGCCCAGUCUAUUCAUUUGGGUUUGAAAGAUUAGAAGUCCUGGCAGUGUUUGCUUCCACAGUCCUGGCACAGCUGGGAGCUCUCUUUAUAUUAAAAGAAAGUGUGGAACGUUUUUUGGAGCAGCCUGAGAUACAUACGGGACGAUUAUUAGUUGGCACUUUCGUGGCACUCACAUUCAACUUGUUUACAAUGCUUUCUAUUAGGAAUAAACCUUUUGCUUAUGUCUCUGAAGCUGCUACUACUAGUUGGCUUCAAGAACAUGUUGCUGAUCUUAGUAGAAGCUUGUGUGGAAUCAUUCCAGGACUUAGCAGUAUAUUCCUUCCUCGAAUGAAUCCUUUUGUCCUGAUUGAUCUUGCUGGAGCUUUUGCUCUUUGUAUUACAUAUAUGUUAAUUGAAAUAAAUAAUUAUUUUGCAGUAGACACUGCUUCAGCCAUAGCUAUUGCUCUGAUGACAUUUGGUACUAUGUAUCCGAUGAGUGUAUAUAGUGGGAAGGUGUUACUCCAGACUACACCACCUCAUGUUAUUGGACAAUUGGAUAAACUUAUCAGAGAGGUUUCUACCUUGGAUGGAGUCUUAGAAGUCCGAAAUGAGCAUUUCUGGACACUGGGAUUUGGUUCAUUGGCUGGAUCAGUGCAUGUUCGAAUUCGAAGAGAUGCAAAUGAGCAAAUGGUUCUUGCUCAUGUAACCAACCGACUCUACACAUUGGUGUCAACUCUGACUGUUCAGAUUUUCAAAGAUGAUUGGAUGAGGCCUGCUUUAAUAUCUGGACCUGUUACAACCAAUAUGCUAAACCUGUCAGAUCAUCAUGUAAUUCCAAUGCCACCUUUAAAGGGUGAUGAAUUGAACCCUCUGACAUCUACUCCAUCUAAGCCUAGUACCGCACCUCCAGAAUUUUCUUUUAAUACACCAGGGAAAAAUAUGACCCCAGUUAUUCUUCUGAAUACACAAACCAGGCCUUAUGGUUUAGGCAUUAAUCAUGGAUCCAUACCAUAUAACAAUAUGUUCAGCCAAGGAUUUGCAACACCAGGAAUGGGAGCAACUCAAGGAUUCAGGACUGGUUUUACAAAUAUAGCAAGCAAAUAUGGAACUAACAGUAGAGGGCAGCCCAGACCAUGAAACACUGACAUUUGAUCUUAUUUAUUCUUAUUAGGGGUAUCAACUUUUUGACCUCUGAUAUCUUUAGCUGUCUGAACAUGUCAAUAUCUGAUCAUUCAUUCUAAAUGUUUGAGAAUUGAUGGUCUAAUCCCCAUUUCAUGAAGCCUGUGAAACUAUAUUUUCAUAAAAUGCAUUUAAGCUAAUGAAAUUCUCCUGAAUUUGCAGAGCUUAAAUGGAUUUUCUAUAUAGAACGUGUGUUCCUCUAAAUUCAGAUUUUGCUUCUCUUUCAUUUUCUGAAUUUGAUUGCAGUAUGAUGUUGUGUUAACUUUAUGAGGAAUCACUUCCCAGAGUGGCAACAUUUCAUUUUCUUGCUAAAAAAAAAGAUGUUUUCUUCACUUGAGAUUAUGAAUCUGUUUCCUGAAUAAUGGUAAGAAUUUCAAGAAUAAGAAAAAAUUACCAUUAUAAAAGUAAAGGUCUCUUCUACAGCUUUUCCAAAGUCAGUUAUAUUUUCUUUGGGGCCACACUAGCUUUUGGAAGUUAUUGUGUUUCAAAGUAAAAUCAAGUUUUCCUUUUACUUGAAGUUUUCUAUACAUAUUUUACUGACCAAUAAGACUUUAAAAUGUCAUGACUAGAUUUUUACCAUGGUUUUUAAUGUUUAAAUUUAGCUAUUGAUAAGGAUUUUCACUAAUUUUUCUGCAGUUUUAAAUGAACCACACUUCUCUUCAUUACGUUUUUGGUUAACUUUUUAACAAAUUAUUUGUCAACGUGCUAUGAACAGUACCAGGUUUCUAUUCUAUGAUUACUCCAGUAAAGAAUUAAUGGUGGAAACAGCCAUAAUUAUACAACUUGUAUAAUUUAUGACCCUUUUACUAGUUCACUCUUCUGUAUUCCAUGAACACAGCUGUAUUGGCUAUAUCAUACUUGCAAAUUCGCUUAAGUGUUUUGUUUUUACACUAUAUGAUGUCACAAAACAAAACAGACUUUAGAUUGUUAUAUUACAUCUCCUGAGGGCAGAAUUGUACUUUAUUGCCCUGCUUUAUCAGGAGUAGUGAAAUAGUAAUGGUGGCAAUAUUUUGAAAAUGGCAUAAAAUAUUUUAUUUAUUUUGAAUAUGUUCCAUGUAUGUAUCAUGUGGACUUUCCAGAAUAGUUAGUGAUGCUUUGUAUAAAGCACAGUAAUACCCAAAUGUUCUCUUAAGUGGAGUCAGCUUUAUAUGACCUCUAUGACCACUGUUUUUAAAAAAAGAGAUUAAUGGGUAAAUGAAGUUAAAUUUCCUCAUUUGCCAGGGUUCUUCUAGUAGUUAUAUUCUUGAUGUUCCACUUGGUGCUGCUUUUAAGGACGCAUGAUCUCAAUACUUUGACAUCCAUUCAUAGAAGAUUUUCAUUGAAUUCAAAAUAUUCAUGAAGACUAUGAAGCCUUCAACAAAGUAUCAAGCCUCUCCCUGUCACAUAGGGAUUAUGAGAUGGAGGCUUGGAGCAAGUGGGACUGAAGAAGUCAUUUUGAAAUCCUUUGAAAGACCCUCAAAAGCCUCAGGAUGAGGUCUAGUCUACUGAUAUCCAGAGGAUAACAACUCUGGAGUGGAGUUGUAUCAUCCAGUGGAAAUAUUUAGCCACAUCCUAAUAACUUAGUUGGUGAGAAGUCAUCUAUCUUUCACAUUAUAAUAUCAUGUUGAAAGUUGGGGGCAUAGGAGAAAUCUAUUCAAAAUUGCAUAUGACCCCUAAAGAGAAUGAGACUUACUAAAAUUGGGUAAGGCAGCUUUUCCUCUCUCCUGUCUUAUGCUAUACCACACCUAUGGCAGUACCUGUUAAAAGGCUACCACUAGAAGAAGGGCUUACCGCCAGUGACCGAACAAACAUGCCUGGGAAUGUCUUCACAGAGACCAGAAGAACUUCCAUAUCUUAAGAGGUGGUAAAAGGUAUGUUCUCCAUGUGAUUUCUUCUUUCAUCCCCUAUACACAACUUCUACUUCUAUGAGAGUAAUGGUAUUUGGGUGCUGAUGUUGAGUCUGUGAAGCUUACUUCUUCCACAGCCACUCAGAGAUGGCCAUCUUUACAAGUGCCCCAUCAAAGGUGCUUUAAUUAUGUUUACACUAGUUGAGAGUAAUUAUUCAAAGUUGUCUAUGGGAUGCAAAAGCAGAACUAGCUCUACUAGCUGAUGUUCCAAUGCUGCAAUUUUCUUUGGGCAAUGCUAGUCUAUUAUGCAUUUUAUUUCAAAAAAUAUAUUUUCUAGACUAUUCAACAGGAAAAAAAGUUUUGCUAGCAAAUGGCCUGUAAAAGCCUUGAUAUUGUUUAAUACUGUCUGUAGAUAUCUAGGCAUGAAAUUUGAAAGGAUAAAUAUCAUCUAGUUUGAGUUCGAUGAAAAUUUCUCUAAAGAUGUGAUCAGCAGGCAUUGAUCUGAGCAGAAUCAUGUGUGUAUCAGUGCCUCCUUGCUGAAUAAAGAAUGUUGAGCCCAGAAUUUUUUUUUAAUUGCAGUGACUACCUCAACAUAAUGGCCAGCUUUAAACCUAUACUGACACCAAAGCCAUUAAUUCGAGCUGCCAUGGGAAUGGGAGGUGGACAAUUUGGUGCUAAAUGAAUAGUUAGUUUUUUCCCUAGACUUAACAUGAAGGUAAAGAUAGAUUUUUGAACUAGCACCAUAUUUUCUUUUUAGAUUUAUUAUAUUUUUUUGUAGAGUGGGCAUUAGAGUGAGGGGUGCUAAAAUUAUUUGGACGGUGUGCUUUUGAUUCCUAUGGAAUGCAAAGAAACAUGGAUUUCUCUUUUUCCUUUUCAUAUGACUGAAGCCUGUGAUUGAUGAUUAAAAAGGCAUAGCAGCUCCUCGACAGAAAACUUAGAUUUCCUGCAUCUGAUUCACUCUAUUCUGGCUGAGUUAUGAGCAGCUGCUGAUUUUCUACUAGGGUGAAGGAUACUGAUCCAUCUCUAAUAAGAGGUGUGUUUUAAAAAACAUAUUCUGUAUUAUUUUAAUUAAGCUAUUUGAGCCUAAGAAUGUUCAGGAACCUUUUACUCUGAUUUUAAGCAAUUAUUGCACUCAUUUUGGUACAUUUCUUCAAGUCAUUUAUGUAACUGAUAUUUUUUAGAAUAUAGCAUAUACAAGGCACCAUGCUAGAUAUUGAAGCAAAUACAAAAAUGAGUCAGAUGUCAAUUCAGUUUAAUUGAACUAAUAUCAUUAAGCACUUACUACAUAUGAGAUACUGCUAGUUGCUGGCAUUACAAAGACAAAGAAAACCAACUUUACCUUCAUGAGGCUUAUCAUUCUGAUAAGAGAUGAUAGAUAUAAAUAGCUGCAGUUCUUCUAUUUAGUGACCCGUUUAACUUUCAUAUUUGUUUCAUUUUUAGCUAGUAAAUAUGGGAUUACUAAGUAGGGAAUGAGCAUUCCGAAGCUCAAAGUGGAAGGGAAAGAACAGAUUUUUCAUUUUACAUAAUCUUAGAGAUAACUGUAGAGACUAUUACAUAUUUAACAGUUAUUCAGUAUUUCAGGAUGCAGAGCAGUAUUUUUAAAUAGUUGUAUGUUUAGACUUUUUAAACAGUUUCUAGUUUAAAUUUACUAGAUUGCAUCAGCUAGGUGGCUCAGUUGAUUGAAAGGCAGACCUGGAGUUGAGAGGUCUGGUUCAAAUAUAACCUUAGACACUCCUAGCUGUGUGAACCAGGGCAAGUCACUUAACCCCAAUUGUCUAGCCCUUACUGUUCUGCCUUGGAACCAGUACUUUAGUAUUGAUUGCAAGGCAAAAAUUAAGGGUUUUUAAAAGUAAUAAAUACAUGUACUAGAUUUAAUAACAUUGAAAUCAUCAUUAAAUGACCAUCUAACCAGUCUGAUUUCUUGCAAAUAAUUUAGCUUUGGUUAUAGAUGACCACAUUUCCUGGCCAACUGGGGAUCAGGAAGCAAUUCUUUGGUAAUUAAGUAAAAAAAAAAAUCAGUUCCCUGAGAUUCAGUAAUGUGCCCAUAAAGGUAAACUGUCGAUUACUUCUCACACAAUUUCCUGCCAAAUCCAACUAUUGGAAGUUUUCCAGAAGUUUCUUCUCAAAGAAUGUUUGAAGCAAACAUUAGUUGCUCGAAAGCCAUGUUUUUGUUUUUGUUUUUGUUUUUUUAUUUUCUUUCCUUUGUACAUAGAGCUAAUUAAAAGAAACAUUUGACCUAGUUAUUUGUAAAUGCCAUGUUUGGACUAGUAUUGAGUGCCAGAAAGCAGUGUAGAUAUUUUAUUUUCAGGGUAACAAGGUGCUACAUGAUUUUAUUGAGUAGAAAGUGACAUAAUCAGACUUGUGCUUUAGGAAGAUUAUUUUGAUAGCUAAAUGGAGAAUGGGCUUGGUCUGGAGAUACUUGAAAUAGGAGACCAACUAUGAGUCUUUUGCAAUAAUCCAGGUAUGAAAUGAUAGGGAUCUGCACCAGACUGGUAGCAAUGUCAGAGGAGAGAAGGGAGAGUAUACAAAAAAUGUUACAGUGGCAGAAACGAUGAGACUCAGCAAGUGAUAGAAUAUGACCAGGGAUAAGAGAGAUAUAGAGAAUGAGCUGUCAAACUUGGAAGACUGGGAGAAAUAAUGGUACCAUCAGUCAUAAUAGAGAAUUUAGAAAGAAAUGAGAGUGUGUAGGGGUAGGAGAGAUACUGAAUUUAGUUUUAGACAUGUUGAGUUUAAGAUGCCCAAGAAGUAUCUGAUUUGAGAUAUCCAAUAGACAGUUUGAAAUACAAGAUUAUAAGAGAGAAAUUAGGGGUAGAUAAACAUCUGAAAAUCAUUUGCAUAGAAAUAAAUUCAUGAGAGCUGAUGAGAUUACCAAGUGAAGAAGUAUAUAGAAAGAAGAGAAUAGGGGCUAGAAAAGAACCCCAGGGACUUCCACUAUUAGUGGGCAUGGUCUACAUCAAGAUUCAGAAGAGGAGACUGAGAAAGAAUUAUCAGAUAGGUAGGAAGACAAUCAGAAGAGAGCACACUGACAUGAAAAGAAGAGAGUAUCAAGAAGGUGAUCAGCAGCAUCAAAAGGAAAUGGGACUGCCAAUAACAUUAAAAUACCAAAAUAAUUAAAAUGAUACCUAAAUUAAUGUACUGAUCUAGUACCAUGAUCCACCAUGAUAUACUAAUAGGGAAACCACUAGUACUUUAUAGAGCUAGACAAAAUCAUGACUGUAGUAUGAAUGAAGGAGAAUAUUAUGUAAUAUUGCUGAAAAGAUUGUGAAAACCUUUAACUGCCCCCAAAGAGGACCUUAUAUCUGAUCCUAGAGGUUAUAGAAUUGCACCCUGGACUUAUCUAGUCUACCCUCACACCAGGUACUUUUGUCUCCCCCUACAUUCUGUGCCUCUUUUCAUCUUAUGUGUUGCCUUCCCAGUUAGAAUGUAAGCUCCAUGAGAGCAGGUCCGUCUUCCUUCUUGUAUUUGUAUUCCCAGCUCUUAGUGUAGUGCCUAGCAAGUAGUAAGUGCUUAAUAAAUGCUUAUUGAUUUAGAGGGGAA
This is a messenger RNA of Monodelphis domestica (gray short-tailed opossum), 7145 nucleotides long. The record is from RefSeq and is a predicted model, not a curated record. NCBI's taxonomy places the organism in Eukaryota, Metazoa, Chordata, Mammalia, Didelphimorphia, Didelphidae.